UAAUUGAUUACUCUGUUUAGUAAAGAUAGCAGAUUGUGUAUUUUCGUUUAAUUCUUAAGUUUAUGCAGCCAUUGUCAUGGUUUUAUCAAGGGGUUUCGAAUAACUGCUAAUGCUAUUAAUUUUUUCGACAUUGUGUGGACAGGAAAAUCUCGAUCAUACAGAAUUUUCUGUAUCGAUAAAUAAUUUACUAAGUUUUAACUCUAACAAACGUACAUAGUAUUGUCGAUUAAUGAGAAUGAAAUACUGAAAAAGCUAUGGAGCAUUAAAAAUAGCAGAGAAGAUGCGUCAAUAGCUGAUAGUUUUAUCUAGGAUGCCGCACCCAUCCUUGAGCUACCUUGUAUUUGUGUUUAUCUACCACGAGAUAAGGGUUGUGAGGUAGGUAGUUUAUACUGACUCUUUCAUCCUUCACCAUUCAUAGAGGCCCUCGCUGUGGCAUUUCAUUGAGAACAGUCACUUAGUUACGCAUAUUUGUGUGCAUUCCACGUGCUUGUAUGAAUUUGAAUAGUUUCAUGAAUCAUUCGAAGAAAAUAUUACAUCAAUAAAUACUUAAACAGCAAAUAUUAAAACAACAAGUUUAAUUAAAAAUGGCCCUUCAGUCGGAAGAAUCAGGUAGAUUUUUUGACAACUGAAAUAUUAAUAUGGUUUAUAUUGGAAAUUUACGAUUUCAAAUGCAUUUGUACAAAAUAAAUAUUUCUCUAACCUCAUAAAUAGAAGUUCUGAAUUUUUUAAACUUCAACGGCCUCCGGAUCGGAACGAAAUCUCAUACCAAGGUGGUUGACGAACUUAAAAAGAUACGAGUAUUUAUAUGAUUAUUUUUGAAAGUUUUAACAUAUUUCAUCACUUCUUUCGCUAUUGUAAACUUCUUAUGGGAGGUAAUCGAUAGUUUAAAACCAUUCGAAAUGCAUUUUUUACUUUUUUCUGUAGGUCUGUAAUACCUUUUGAUUUGUUAAAUUUGACAAACUGCCACCACAUUGCGACGAACAGCGUACCAAGAUGGCUGACGAAUUUUCUCGAGAUUUUAUAAAAUCAAGUUUCAACUGGUUAUUUUGUAAGCCAACAUGUACAGUAUGUAUAAACUUUGAAACUGAGGAUAAUUGUGUAAUGUGAGGGUCAUGUUGUGAUGUUAUAGUAAUUUUCCGCAAGAGCCACCAUGAGAACAAAAUGCAAUUUGAAAUCCCUAACUUAUAAGUAUUUUUAAACUCCUCUCAUCGUUUAAAUCAUAAUCGUACAACAUUGUAACAUUUAGUAACAACAUUAUUGUCAUGUAUAACUGAAACGUUCAAAAAUACAAUAUGCAGUGUUUAUUUAUUCAACUAAGUUGUCAUUUACUAGUUUCAUUUUAAUAAUUUCAAUUCCCGAGGCACACACAAAGGGAGCUAAAUUGAUUUGAUUGGAACUGGUCGAAAGACCACUUUACCAUCUAAGGGAGUCUGGUAAUGUAAUAAGAGCUCCGAUUAAAUUACCAUAUAGCCGCAGCUCCGCGUGGCGGGAGUGUACGUGUGGUACGUGUGUAAUAAUUAUGGUAAUAUCUGCAGAGCCUUGUCGACAUCUGUGAGACAUGGGAGUAAUGGAGCGAGAGAAUCACGACAUUGUGGGGAGAAGUUGUUGGGUCUGGCAGUGAACCAAUAGCACAUCGGGACAGUGAUAGUGAUAGUGACUGACAGGUAGUGUGGAUAACUUCGUCUCUGGAACAUCCACCAUGGGCAAAACAAGCAGCAAGUUGAAGAAAAAGGACCGGACUCAAAGUAUCGCAUGGAGUUUCCGGUUCCCCUCGUUGAUCUCCCUGUCUCGCCGCAAGAUGCCUGUGACAGGUCCUCACCUGGAUAUUUCGCAAUGGCUGACCAUUCUGGACCUCACGCAGUACAGUAACAUCUUUGAAAAGUUUUCAGGGGUUGAGGAGCUAUUGAGGUUCUCAGAAGCGGACAUCAAAGACCUUGGGGUCAAAAACUCAUCUCAUCGCGCCAGGAUGGUUUCCAGUCUAGUGGCCUUGAGAGCUAAAUACGAAAAGGGAGCUCGAAAAAAGGACAAGCCACAAAGACACAGUGUUGCUGUUGAUCCCAGUCGUUUAGUGAAUCAAAAUGGAGAGUCUGACAUACUGGUGAUCAGUAACGUGAUACAGAGCAAGAGCUUAUGCAACAUAAUUAUGGAGGCGACGCCCGACCCCACGGCAGACCCGGCUCAGCUGCGGAAAGCCUUGGAGUGGGAGUUGAGCUUGGACACGCGGGACCUGAGGUCGCAUGCCUGGUAUCAUGGUGCCAUACCGAGGUCUCGGGCCGAGGAGAUCCUUCAGGACAAUGGAGACUUCUUGGUAAGGGACUGUGCCUCCCAGCCGGGCAACUAUGUCCUCAGCUGCCGCAGCAAGACUCAGGGUCUUCACUUUGUCAUCAACAAGGUUGUCAUUCAGCCGGAUACGGUGUACGAGCGGGUGCAGUACCAGUUUGAGGACGAUGCCUAUGACACUGUGCCGGACCUUAUUACCUUCUACGUGGGCAGUGGCAAGCCCAUAUCCACGGCUUCUGGAGCCAGGAUAACGACCCCUCGUAACCGCCUCUACCCUCUCACUUUUUACGCAUCCAAGUACGGGCUUCAGCAACAGAUGGGUGGGGGAACACCUGCGAUAUCCCCCAUCGCCUCGUCCCCCCUGGCGGCCGGAGGGACCCUGAGGUUCAAUACUUAUAACAGUUACCGGAGUCCGGUGCACUCGCCACCUCGCACAAAACGAGAAAUUCCUCCGAGAUUACCGAGCAAGAAGCAACGAAGUCACUCACUGACUCCAUCAGAGAUGAACGGAAAAGGGUUGUCUUUGAGCACCCACGGGUCCAUUGACGAGAGGAGUAACAGUGCUGAUGGAGUAAUUUUAGAUUCCCCGAUGACGAGGUCUUGCCAAGAACCUUCUACAAAUGGUAAUAAGUUUUCAACACACUCUUUACCUAGAAGUGCAGGAGUAAAUUCGCCAAAAGGUCCUUUAGUUGCCCACUCAGGUACAUCGACCGUGCCGAGAAAUUCUAAAAUCGUUAGAGUUACCAGUGACCCGGCUCUCAGCCCUUGUCUGGAGAGGAGAAGGUUUGAAUGUUCUACUGACGCAAAGCAUGAAGAAUGUGAAACAGAAACGCUCGAACAACCUCCUCCAAAACCAAGCAGGCUUCCUUCGCUGUUACGAACCGAUAGUAAUGUUCCCGACAACGAUAUCAUAGACGACACGAGGCCGGGCAGUGCCUCUCUUACAGAUAUACCUUAUCCCAACCACGGGACUUUCCAGAGGGUCGUCUCUUACCACGCUUCUGGAAGCGAUUCUGGGAACGGCUCUGGAGAUUCUGCUCAAAGCUCGGCAGCUGGAGAUGCUUCAGAAUCGACAACCCCUUGCUCAACUCUUCCACAGAGACCUAGUGGUGUGAUCAUAAAGAAUCCCCGGUACAUUCACACUCAGUGUCUCUCGUCAUCCUGUUCCUCGACCACGUUGAAAGCUUAUGACUACGAUUCUGCCCUGGAAGACUCGAUGUUGAUGGACGCUGCACUUAGUGUCGAAUUCCCGACGUUCUUCGACUUAGAAAACUUCCAAACUCUUCUUCUACCCACCUCAGAAAAUAAACCUCUUGAUGCCACAGCUCUAAAAGGUAUUCAAAUGAUGCUACAAGAGACUGGUUCUCGGAUCCUUGCCAAUCAUCUGACUAGAAUAGACCUGGAACUGACUGUCGGCACCGACUCUUGCAGACCCUGGGAAAAUGAACCUGGAGUGGGGGUAAAGUCUGGGAUAGAGAUGGCUGCUUUGCCGAUGGGAAGUCAAAUCAGGAUGGAUCUAAUUGAAAGAACGCAAUGCCUGAAACUGCUGGUGGCUGUCACCAUCCUGACUUGUGCCACUGAAGGGGAAAGAGCUGAGACACUCAACAAGUGGAUCCAAGUUGCCAUCGACACCAAAACAGCCCUUGGAAACCUGUUUGGUUUUGCAAGCAUAAUGUUGGGACUGUGCAUGCCGCAGAUCCAGAGGUUGACUGUGACAUGGCAUGUGUUGAGGCAGAAGUUUACGGACUCGGCAUUCAACUUUGAGGCGAAACUGCGACCCACGCUGAAGAGCAUGAACGAGUGCACGAACCCUCAGGCUCCCAAUACCACCAUCCCCCACUUACUACCCUGUGUGCUGCUCCAGGAGAGGACCAUAGAGGAGAUCAUGGGUAACAGGCCUCUCUCAAGUCUGGAAGUGAGUUGCCUCAGUUCCUGGGAGUCAUCCACCUCUGACUUUGGCCUUGGUACUCUCUUUGCUCAUCUAGAGGCCUCGCGGAAGUUUGGCGAGUCGUUGACAUCACUUAGGCGCAACGCAGAAAUUGUUUUGAGUGACUCAAAGGUUGAUGAUCUUCUACUGGACAUGUUUCGGACAGAGUUUCACCUCAAGUUCCUGUGGGGCUCACGCGGGGCUACUGUCUCAGCAGCAGAUCGGCACUCCAAGUUUGAGCAGGUGCUGACUGUGAUGAGUGACAAGUGCGAGCCCCCUGAGCCUCCUGCCCCCACACAGCCUUCUCAAGCAUACAGCCCUGCCAUUGGCACCAGUGUAUAAGUUUUGAAUGAACAACCAUAAUGAAGUCAUUCUUCUUUUUCUUUAUUUCUUCAAAAAACAAUAUUCAAACAUUGUUAUAACAAACUAUGAAAUACGCUUACACCAGUGGCAGAUCCAGGGAGGGACCAUGGGGGCCAUGGCCCCCCCAUCAGAGAUUUUGAAAAGAGAAAUUUUUAUAAAUCAAAUUUAAUUACUCCUGUAUUGUAACCAUAACAAAUAAUUUAACUUAUUGAAGUAAUCUUCAAAUGAUUAAAUUUCUAUCUCAAUAUUUUACUUUUUGUUGUAUCUAAAUGUAAAAUCACCGGUUACAGUAAAGAUAAUUGUAAACUAAAACCAAGAUGGCUUCCUCCGAAAAUCCUUGUUGGAUCCGCCCUUGGCUUACACAACAUUAAAUACAUAAGUAAUUAGCGUAUAUGUCAAAUAUUAAUAUGUCCUAAACUAAAAUAAGAUCAAAAAAUAAGAUAAAAUUCUAAGAUGUUAUUUGGAUUUUUAUUUAUUAUAUUUGGAUUAUUAGUGUUGUAAUACGAAUUCUCUAUGAGAAUAAGGAGAAUGAUUUUCAUCCUGGUGUUUGAAUGGAAACAAUAUAAAAUGAAGCCAACGUAAUUUAAGCAAUGUAAAUUAACGUCUUUAAAAAAAUUAAUUAUUUAAUAAUAUGUUGUACCAAAUAUUUCAUUGUUAAAAAAUGCCAUUGUAAUGUUAAAAGUUUAAAAUUGAAUAAGCACUAUUUAAAUUAAAUUACUUGUUUGUAAUGUUUCCAUUCACUGAUUAAAAAAUGUUACCCAGAAAGGUGCAAUUCGAAUACAGUCUUAAGCAUAUGGUUGACUUUUUAUUUGAUGAUUUAGUUUUAUUUGAUUUAUUUGUGAUAUUUUAGUUUUAGUCUGCAGUAUUAAUUAUAUUAAAUUUUAACCAUUACUGAAAUGAAAUUUGUGUAAAAUAAAAUGAUACGUGACGUUUUGUUGACUAUUUUUAGUUGUACAUUUUAAAGUUUUGUUUGUUUUGUUUUUAAUUAAACCUUGGUUUCUAAUCUUGUAGAUUACUUUGAUACUGAAGCUAUUUAAAAAGUGGCUCAUGUUGUUGAAAAAGACGAACGAUUCCCUAGAUAUAUAUUGUAAAGAUAUUAAUAAGACUGACCACGAACUAUGUACGUUACAUUAUUAACCGUGAUGUGUAGAUUAGUAUGUACAUUCCUUAUGGUUGUAAAUUACCUGUGUACAAAUAGGAUACGGCAUUGUAUAUAGAUCGGUGAAGCCGACAAGACGUACUUAACUGUUGUGAGAUGGCAGCUGUCUUAUUUAUUUAUUAAAUAUUUGUAACAUUUCUGAAUGUUGAUUCUUAGUUCAGUAAGUGGAAGGUAAGAUUACACCGAGUUAAACUGUGAAGUUGUAGAGGAAGUACCCGUGAGUAUAAGUUGUUGUUGUUGUUCUCGUUUUUGUAAUGUUUUACAUGGAACUAUUUUGCUAAAUUUACAUUGAUACUUUGUAUAUGUAUGAGGGAAAAUGUUCAAGAUGUAUAGGUGGUCUACAUUAAUCGUCGCGGCACAAAAAUAUGCUUUAUCAAUUUUGUUAAAAUUUUGUGUUACCAUUUUUACGGAAGCUAGGUCAUAAUUUCACAGUAUCUGUUACAUUUAAAAAAAUUAAAACUAGACAUUUUUAUUAAAAUUACCUUACAACUUUAUUUUUGUGUCUUCACUAAAAUUGAAGUGAACAACUUCCACUUGAGUAUUUUCAUUAAAAUAUUGCACAUGUGCUUGAUCACUUUUUUCCUAUCAGUGUCACUAUCCUUUUCUUUCAGUCCAAAACUCGUACUGCAUUUAACGUAAAAAAUAAAUCUGUAAAUCUCUCAACUAAUGGAUUGAAAAUGUUCCGAAUUCCCCCUCCUCCAUUUUACACUGCACAGCUGAUUCGCAUAGGAUGAGUGCUGUAAAAUUCAUUUUACAGUUUAUAUGCCCUGAUCUGGUUAUUUAAAUACAUUGUGAAACCAACGAUGCAUGCUGUUUAUUGAUUCCAUUUUAUUGAUUCGUUUAAAAAUAUUGGUCUCCAUCGGUAGAUUCACCUACCAAAAUAUGAGGAGCCUGAAUUACAUCAUCAUAUUGAUUCUUACCAAUACCUCUUUUUAUGAGCUAGUUGCACUGGUGCCAUCUUGAUUUUACCCCAAUAAGAGCAAUGUUAAACUCCUUAGACCCUUUAAAGUCCUUAUUUUUUGUCAUAGAAUAAUUGGAAUGUUUAAUUUUAAGCAUGUGCUUAAUAUGCAUCUAGACCCUUAUUAGGGCUUUUAAAAUGUUCUUUUUCAGAAAAAAAUAUAAAAGUUCCCUGUACUUUAUAUUGUGUGAACACUCAAAAAACUAUACUCUUUCAAGGAAAACUAAAAAGCGUUGGGUUGUGCAUCAAUGACAUCUUUAACCCUGAAAGCGUCAACUGACCUAUUUGGUAUCAAUCGCGUAACUUCCAAAGUGUGACUGAUACCGAAAGUGUUGAUUCGUAUUUUAGCAUUAAAAGCACUAUUAACAAUCAAAGAUCUUUAAAUUAUACAUCAAUCAAAAGUCUAAGAGUUAUUUUUAAUGUUUAGAUGUCUUUGAUUUUCUUUUAUCCUGUUUCUAGAUCACAAUCUGUGUGGUUUUGAUGUUAAUCUCAGUGAAUUUUUAUCUCUGUGAAAUUUUUGUUUUUUUAAGCAAACCAUUUUGUUUUUUGUUCAGAUAUUUUUUUAUUCAAAUUGAUCAAAGCUUUAUCAUACACUGUUGAUCAUAAUACUUAAAAUGGGUGAUCCUUGUAGAUCAAGUGAUGAUAUUCAUGGCAUUCUAAUGGAAUGUGAUGUGACUGAGUUUGUUGAGUCUGAAGUAGAAGUGUUGUAUAUUUUUUAUGUUUUUGUUAAUUUUUAAAUAAUAUACUGGACUUAUUCACUGUUCUAAAUCAGGUAACUUCAUAAGAAUAAAAAUAAACAUAUUAAUUUGCAUAAUUUUAUUAUGGUUAUUUCAUUGUGUUGCUUAGUAACUGAAAAUGGCUAAACAUUGACCACUUAGCUCUUUUCUCUGUAAAUAUAAAAAUUAUUUCCAUUUUUAUUUCUGAACCCCAUAACACUCUUGAGUUCAAACUAUAUUUCUUACAAUUUGGCUAUUUCAGAUUUUUGAAACAUCUUAUAUUUUAUUAUAAUGUGGAUACUUUUAUUUAAUAUAUUUUUUCACAUGUCAAAUAUUAAAUAUAAUAUAUGCUUUAAAAAUAUUUAUUUUUGUAUUUUUACCUAAAAAUUGUGUAGCUUUAUUCUCAGAUUCUUACUAAAAAUAAAGUUUUUUAAUGAAAUUUACAAAGGAACCCUGCAAACCUACAAACGUCAGUGCACACUUUAGAAUUUCUGAUCAACGUUUCCAGAGUUAAAUUGAGACCCUGCAAUAUCCUCCUGUCCAAAAAUAAGGAUGUAAAACUGUUUAAAGUUUAAGCCUGUUCUUACGGGGUAAAACUCAAAAUUGUUUCACUACAGCUUGCUCUUAACUUAACAGUAUCGGUUGUUUGUCAAAACUAUCAUAUCCCAAAAUCUGUGAAGAGCCGAUCUUUCAUCUGUUCCCUCAUAUUUUAUGAGUCCAGUAGUUAUAAUCAAAUCCCUCAUAAUACAUGCUUUGAUAAUAUUGAAGAAAAACAUUCAAAUCAAGUAAUGUAGCUGAAUUUUUCAGUUUCGUGAUCUUUCAAUGCUUUUGUUUAACAGCAGUAUUUUAAUGAGUAGUGGAGGAGUGGUCUAACUAUGUUUAUUAAAUCUUGCCAAAAGAAUGUAAAACCCUUCUUCCAUAAACGUAAGGCCAAACCGCACUGGCAAGGCUAUGGGAUCAAGUUGCAUAUUUUUGUGCCAGGUAGUUGGUAGCGUAGCAUCGCACUCUAGUUUACUACAUUCCAAUGUCUAUUGGUGUAUUAUAUCGUGUAUGCCUAUUUAUUACCUAAGCUAUGCUAUCUAUUCAUACUUAGACAAAUACAGUGCAAUAGACUCAUACUCAUGGUGGUUUCUUAUACGUCAGUAUUUUCCUAGUAAAGAGUAAUGUAACGUUUUAUAAUCACUGCCAAAUUUGUAUGAGCUCAUUUUUGGCUUGGCUUCAUUUCGAUUUGGAGCGUUAACUACUUUAAAACGUACGUCGUAUCCAAGUAAUGGUUUUUAACAUGUUUUUCUUUUAAACACUGAUACAACUAGAACUGUUAAAAUUAUGGUAGUGUAAACUUUUUUUGGUACUUGGUAUCGUAACGCUUUUACUGCAAGAUAUUUACUGAGAACAUUUUUGUAAUACGGCAGCUUUUAAGAACGUUUUUCUAAAACAUUUCAAAAGUGACCAAUUAGUUUAUAAUAUUCAACUAUUUUUAUUUAUAAUAUUUUAAAAUUAACAAUAUAAACUGUAAUAAAUUAAAUUACUUUGCACGUAUAACCUGGUCAUUUUAAUAACAUAAUUUUGCUUCAAUGAUUGAAUUUGCAAAGUUCUACUCUUAAAACUUGAAUUUCCUAUUUUAUUUGUAUAGGUACUUACAUUUUUUCUUAAAGCUGUUUUGAGUGCAUAAGUGACUAAAAUUGUUUAAUUUCUACAGAAAUUUACAAAUUAAUGUUAAAUUAGUACAGAGUAGACAUUACUUCCAUGGUAAUAGAAUUGUCAUUAAUUAACACAAGAAAUGUAACACAUUAACGCAAGUCCACUGCCGCUGCUAGUGACUUAACACAGCCUCUACAGUUCAAUGAAAUAAACGGAAAUGUUCAAAUUAAA
This is a messenger RNA of Homalodisca vitripennis (glassy-winged sharpshooter), 9275 nucleotides long. Its product is annotated as breast cancer anti-estrogen resistance protein 3 homolog. Gene Ontology annotation, biological process: small GTPase-mediated signal transduction; positive regulation of peptidyl-serine phosphorylation. The record is from RefSeq and is a predicted model, not a curated record. NCBI's taxonomy places the organism in Eukaryota, Metazoa, Arthropoda, Insecta, Hemiptera, Cicadellidae. Gene Ontology annotation, molecular function: phosphotyrosine residue binding; guanyl-nucleotide exchange factor activity.